AUGGCCUUGAGAACAGUGACAAGGAAGUUAGGGAGUAAACUAUUACCCAGGUUUUCUCCUGCGUCUCUAUUGCAUUCACAUGCCACAAGUUUCGGAUUUAAAGAAGUAAGGGAAGACGAAAAAAGUCGAAUGGUUGGUGAUGUCUUCAGCAAUGUUGCUUCAAACUAUGAUCUAAUGAAUGAUGUAAUGAGUGCAGGAUUACACAGAUUAUGGAAGGACAGGUUAGUUUCCAAACUAAAUCCUUUUCCUGGAAUGAAGCAUCUUGAUGUGGCUGGUGGGACAGGCGAUGUUGCUUUCAGGAUACUAGACUCUAUAAACAGCAUCAGACGGAGAGCUAUGCAAGAUGUUCUUGAAGAUGAUUUACAAGAAGAGACUAAGGUUUAUGUAUCUGACAUAAACCCUAACAUGUUGAAUGUUGGUAAAAAGCGGGCCUUGGAGAGAGGUCUUGGAGAAGACAAAUCCCUGCAAUGGGUGGAGGGAGAUGCAGAAGCCUUGAGCUUUGGAGAUAAUACAAUGGAUGGUUACACAAUUGCAUUUGGGAUUAGGAAUGUUACACACAUAGAGAAAGUGCUUUCUGAAGCUUAUAGGGUGCUAAAACAUGGAGGAAGGUUCUUGUGUCUUGAACUGAGCCAUGUAGAAGUUCCUGUCUUUAAGCAAUUCUAUGAUUAUUACUCAUUCUCAAUCAUUCCUGCACUGGGAGAGCUCGUUGCAGGAGAUAGAGAAUCUUAUCAGUACUUGGUAGAGAGUAUCCGCCGUUUCCCCCCACAGGAGACAUUUGCUUCAAUGAUUGCAGAUGCAGGUUUCCAGAAGGUGGAAUAUGAAAAUCUUGUUGGAGGAGUGGUUGCGAUUCAUUCAGGAUUAAAAAUAUAG
Prunus armeniaca (apricot) is the source of this 870-nucleotide messenger RNA. The record is from the annotation of a GenBank genome assembly. NCBI's taxonomy places the organism in Eukaryota, Viridiplantae, Streptophyta, Magnoliopsida, Rosales, Rosaceae.